Prunus armeniaca (apricot) is the source of this 771-nucleotide messenger RNA. The record is from the annotation of a GenBank genome assembly. Lineage: Eukaryota; Viridiplantae; Streptophyta; Magnoliopsida; Rosales; Rosaceae.
AUGUCCAAGGACAGUGCAGGGCUCAGUGAGUUGGGGAGGCUAAAGGAUUUAAGAAGAGAGUUGGAAAUCAGAAAUUUGAGGUACAAGAAAGAUAUGGUGUCAGAAUUGAAUUAUGAUGGUGCAGUUUUGAAGGAGAAACGACAUCUCUAUUCGUUGACUUUACAUUGGAUGGGCAUCGAAAGAGAAAAUAGUGAUGCGGUUGAGGAGGAGAGUGAUGUAAUUAUUAAGUCAAUGGAAGCGCUGCAGCCCCAUUCAAGUCUAAAACAGUUAGUCCUUGAGGGAUACCCGGGUGCGAGGUUUGCGAGUUGGUUUCAUUCUCUCACAAAUAUUGUUAAUCUCGGAUUGUAUGACUGUGAUAGAUGCCAACAUCUUCCACCGUUGGAUCAUUUACCUUUUCUUAAGAGUCUUGUGCUUUGGGGGUUAAGGAAUUUGGAGCACAUAUCAGCAGAAGACAAGGUUAAGGACUUUGCCGGUGAUGAGAUGAUGAUGAUGUCAGCUGCUUCUCCAUCGACGACCUUCUUUCCCUCCUUAGAGAGUCUUUAUCUACGUGAUUGCCCUAAUCUCAAGGGAUGGUGGAGGAAUGAAACAACUUCAGCUUCAGCUUCUUCAUUUCCUUGUCUUUCUACUUUAGCGUCUUAUUUGUUUUUGGUUCACCAAGUGGUUUUCAUCUAUUAUGAUUUUCUGAUUUUUUAUAUGAGAUGUGCAGUUGUUGCGGCUCUUAAUCCUUCAAUCUUCUCCAUCUUACUUGCUAAAGUCGAAAGUUCACAUUAG